AUGACUACAGAGGAGCUCAUACUACCUCAGAUGCAGAUCAUAGCUCUGUUUUGCGCCCUCGCUCGUAAAUGUGGUGCAGGGUGGGAGGAGUCAGCUUCACGCAGCUUGGCAGCGAAAGAAUACAUACUGCAGGUCACUCGGUCAGCCCAUGAAACAUCGGACAGCCAUCAUCGGAGCCAGGGACCCCUGGAAUACUGGGACAGCGAUGCAUUGCAUCGGGAUUGUGAGCUGAGACCGCCCUCAACCCAGUCCAUGACACGAAUCUCGGCGCAGAAAAGUUCCGUCACCGUGUUCCGCUCGAGUUUUGCGUUAACCUGGGUAGCACCCAGAGGCCCUCAGCAGUGUCUACGUCGCGCAAGACUACGGUAUAUAAGCGGCAACGACCUGCCGAUGGAAUCGUCUAUGCUGGGAGGCUGGACAUGUCUACAUCCACACGAGCCUGGCUUCGUUUCAUGA
Molecule: messenger RNA, 456 nt
Organism: Ilyonectria robusta
Lineage: Eukaryota; Fungi; Ascomycota; Sordariomycetes; Hypocreales; Nectriaceae
Exons: 1
Coding region: 1-456 (151 amino acids)
Source: RefSeq, a predicted model, not a curated record